AUGUGCGUUGAGGACGACCUUGCCACCGAGUUCUUCGCCGAUUCUCAGGGUCGCGACCAGGCGCAGUACACCGCGGAGGUGCUGGACUCGAUCCAUGUCGUUGCCGGCGUAUCCGACGGCGGCGCCCACGUCAAGUUCCUGACCGCCGGAACCUACCCAACCGACAUGCUGACCUGGCUGGUUCGUGACGAGGGCGUCAUCACCCUCGAGGAUGCCCACUUCAAGCUGUCCUACCUGCCAGCCCACUUCGGCGGGUUCCGGGACCGUGGCGCAAUCAAGGAAGGUGUUCCAGCCGACAUCGUAGUCUACGACCUGGACAAGCUGGAAGUGCUGCCCUCCGAAGUGGCCGAGGACCUGCCUGGCGGUGAGUGGCGCCGUAUCCAGAAGGCCAACGGUUACCGCUGGACCAUGGUCAAUGGCGAGAUUACCUUCGAAGAUGGCGAGCCCACCGGAGCCUUCCCGGGUCGUUUGCUCCGUAACGGCAUCGGGUAG
This is a messenger RNA of Geodia barretti, 492 nucleotides long. Lineage: Eukaryota; Metazoa; Porifera; Demospongiae; Tetractinellida; Geodiidae. The record is from the annotation of a GenBank genome assembly.